GUAGGGCGGUGGCCGGUGAAUGAAUGAUCAAAGCGUUUUUAAAGGUUUGGUGGGCGGUGCGCGGUCUGUAUUUACACUGGGGCCGCUCCGCCCUGCGAACGCGAGAUAGAAAACUGUCUGUGGGCCGGAGCAGAGGGAUGAAACAAGUGGAAGGAGAUGUAGCCGACAGGCACACAUUAAUUACUCUAACGCACGCACUACACCUCGUCGGCUCCACUCCUUUCUCGGUACGCUGUAGCAUCCUCCUCUUUGCAUAAUAACACACGGCAAGCGAUCGUUUUUGCGGCGCUGCGUCGGAGCUUCAUGGCCGCAACACUCACGAUGAGCGGCGGCGUGCAGGAGGAUCCCUUCUACCCGCUGCAGAAGGCGACUCUGCCCGCUGGGUUCCCCUUGGAGGACUCGGCGUUGUUCGGCUUGGAUUGCAAGAUCACCGAAGCAGACAAGGCUGGACAAAAUGAUUACGCACAGGCAAAGUGUGAGAUGGACAGGUAUCUCUCCCCUCAGCCUCUUCCACUUCCAAACCCUGCAGACAACCAGCAGAAGUCACUCAGAGACAGCUCGUCAGCAGUGGAUCAGUUCUUCACUGACGCUGGGGCUCCCUAUACUCUCAACAUGAAUCUUUAUCUCCCUGACGUCGGCUACCUGAGGAUGGGCUUGUGCCAGCAGGUGCGGUCCCCUCAACACCAGAACCACCCGAGUCUCACUCACAUUAAAACAGAAUCUCCCUCCUCGUGUUUUUCCUCUAACCUGCAGCCCCACUGCCCCGGCACUACGCCCACAAGUAGCUGCAGCACAUCCGGCCACGGCCCUGGCAGUAUGGCCAUGGAAAACUCCGCCACAAACAUGACAUUAACUGGGUUACCAGAAUUCACCAGUGUUUUCAAUCAGCUGGGAGGCAGCCGCGGUGGUGAUUCACUGCCAGAAGUGUAUGUCAAACAGGAAAUGUCACCACAGUUUGAGCAGCACGCUCUCCACCACCACCAUGACAACAGCGGCUCGCUGUUUCAGCUCCUAAACUCUGGCUUGGAUCAUCGCCAUGGCAAUGGCAUGGAGGCUCAGCAUCAUCAUCAUCAGCAGCAGCAGCAACCGAUCCAACACGCUACCACGAUGCACACACCUUUUCAUGAUUUGCCAGUAGCUACUUCUGCUUCUCAACAAGAGCAAACUGUCAAGCCUGCCUACCGCUGUCUAGGUGGUGGGGUAUACACACAUCCUCAUUCUCAGGCACAUCCCCAAUUCCUCCAGCAGCAGGUGCCCUACCUGCCACCCUCUCCGCCAAACUCAGAGCCCGGCAGCCCUGACAGGCAGAAGGAGCUGCUCCACAACAUGUCACCUCCUCCGUCAUACGCUGCCACCAUUGCCUCCAAGCUUGCAGGUGGCACACCCGGACUUGGACCUGGCCCGGGACCAGGUGGCUUGGCUCUCCCCCUCACUACAGGCCCCACACCAGUCCCAGGCCCAGCCACAGUCCUUCCUCAAGCCCACGCGACAACACCAACCCCAAAUCCAGCACAGAACGCGGUGGCUGUCCGCUACAACCGAAGGAACAACCCCGACUUAGAGAAACGACGGAUCCACCACUGUGAUUACCCAGGCUGCAAGAAGGUCUACACCAAGUCGUCCCAUUUGAAAGCACACCUCAGGACUCACACUGGUGAGAAGCCAUACAGGUGUACGUGGGACAGCUGCGACUGGCGUUUUGCUCGUUCGGAUGAGCUGACACGUCACUACAGGAAACACACGGGCGCCAAACCCUUCCAGUGUGGCGUCUGCUCACGCUCCUUCUCCCGAUCGGAUCACCUUGCCCUGCACAUGAAGAGACACCAGAACUAGCAACGUUUUGCACACAUGCUCAAACAUACAAGCACUAUCUUGACAAAACAUAAAGCACUCACUCCGUGUCCCGCAGCUACACGAGCUGCCUGAUGCAGAGUGACUUUCAGUGACAUCAAAGCUCUUCCUGGUGCUGCUGUCGUGGGCUAAAACACUUCGAUAGCCUAACAAACAUGUUGCUCUUAACGCCAAGUGGAACAAUUUGGAGGUUUUAAAGUAGGAAGACGGUGGCCAGAUGAUCUUCUGGUCCCUUAACCACCAGAUACACAUAUUAUAGAUGUGUUUGGGCAAAUGAAAAGAUGAAAAAUACUAAAAUAGUGAAUGGCAGUCCGUGUGGACUCUUGGGUGUGACUGGAAUGAAUUAAAACAGCAUCUUUUUUGUCUUUAUUGUAACAUAGAACUGGCUUAAUUUUCUUUUAUAAAAGAGAAGCUUUUGUUUGCAAAACUAGUCAAGCCAAAUCUUUGUUUACUCAUUGAUCUGUUAGUUUCUCUCUAGAACUGGAAUGUCCAGGUUUUUAUUCUUUACCAAAUCCUUAGAUUUGCACUAGAAUUGGUAAUCUAAGCCUCAGCCUUUUUGGCCCAAGUAUCUCAUUCACCACUGGAACGAUCAUUAUCACUACUGGACUACAUCUCUGUGUGCACCACACAAAUCAUUGCUGUUCAGAUAUUAAAAAUUGAAGGCAUUUAUACUCUGGAGAGAGGGAAGAGAGAGCAGGGAAAAAGUGAGAGUGUGGGGGUGGAGAUGAAGAUGGAGAGAAAGACCGAGAGGGAGAAAUUUUUGAUUUUAGAGAGAGGAGAUUGGAAGACGAUUGAGAAACAGAGGGAGGUGGAUGGAUGCUAAAGAGCAGCAAUUAGAUGAUGAAUUAUUCAGGUUGUCUUUUGAUGGAUUUCCAACAAGAGAAAUGUAAGCAGAACCCAUAGACGUGUUCUAGGACUCAUUCAGUUAAUACAGAAUCGACAGUAUUUGAUGCACAAACUUGAAUGUGCACUGAAGUGUCUUCAAAAUGCAGCAUGCUAUUAGUGUAGAUCAGUCUCACCCAGCGUUUUACUUCUGUUAAUUGUUUUAACCAAAGCAUCAUGUUCAACACAUCGUCAACACCUUAUUAAGUGCCUCUUUCUCUCAUUUAUGUGUUUUUGUUCUCUAGUAGCAGAGCUGUGAUGAGUGUAGUCAAUCGUUUUAAAAACCUGGUGCUUUUUAAGAAAAGAAAAGGAUAAUCUAAAUCUGUUAAAUCUCUAGGUUUAGCUUUGAAAAGGUAAAUCUCUUGAAUUAUAAGGUAGCCACCCUUGUGGUAGUGUAACAGCACAGCUCUGGCCACUUCACGGACAUCCUGGGAUGCUCUGGCUCUACAGAGCUAUCUUGGCUCUAACUACUCAUGGACACGUUUUGUUAAAGGACGGGUUCACUUUGUUUUUUGUUUUUUAAAAUUUAUUAUUAACUUGUUGAAACUUUGGUUCAGCUUCUAAAGUUGAAGUUUAGUUUUUUUCCCCCACAGAAUAUUGAAUUUGCCCAAUUGCUUGCAUUGAAAUCGCUCCUCAAAGGGAUCUCGUCAAUCACCAACUCUUUUAAUGUACAUAUGGAUAUGGAGUAUUGUUUAAAACAAAAAAAACAACAAAAAAGUGUGAACCUAUCCUUUAAUGUACGCCUGAAUGUCCAUUUGAUGGGGAGAUUUAGCCUGCACUUAUAACUGUAUUUGUUCAUUCACUGCAGGUAGCAUAUCGAUAAUAUAGCACUGUAAUGUAUAAUGGUAAAUCUGACUAUUUAUUUGAUUGUGUAGAAGCAGGGGUUGUAUCUGAUCAACCGUCUUUUUUCCCCAGCAAAAAUGCCUUAAUGUAAAUAUAUGCACUGUAAAUACAUUUUUUUUUUUGUUUGUUCGUUUUCCUCUUUUGUUAUUUUUUGUAAACAACAGGGCAAACAGAGGAAAAAUGCCCCGCAUCCAAAAAUAUUUGAGCCUUUUUUUCUUUGUUUUUUUUCUUGUCAAACCUAUUUUGAUGCCAUUGUUUUAUAUAUUGUCCUUCCAGCAACUUAUUUUAUAGAUCCUUUUUUUUUCUUCCAUGGUUAAACGUUCCAAAGACAAAAGUUGUUUUUCUUCAACUGAGUGAAGCUGAUGCUAAUAAAGUCAACUGACACUUUUACAGA
Messenger RNA from Oreochromis aureus, 3970 nucleotides. It is a transcript of the gene klf5a, whose product is annotated as Kruppel-like factor 5a. Gene Ontology annotation, molecular function: DNA-binding transcription factor activity, RNA polymerase II-specific; RNA polymerase II cis-regulatory region sequence-specific DNA binding. Gene Ontology annotation, biological process: regulation of transcription by RNA polymerase II. The transcript is spliced from 4 exons. Bases 304 to 1833 code for a protein of 509 amino acids. The record is from RefSeq and is a predicted model, not a curated record. Lineage: Eukaryota; Metazoa; Chordata; Actinopteri; Cichliformes; Cichlidae.